AUGUCAUUGAUAUCAGCUUUCCGUCCGCCGUCCACACGGAUCUCAUCGGCCCGUCGCAGAUCACGGUCACAACCACGUCGACGAAGAAGAACAAGCAACAGUCAACCUGUGGAACUUGAUUCCGAGGGUCAUCUCCAUGAACAAGAUGAUGCCCAUUCAAUCAUCACGCCGUCUAAGCAUACUCCACGGCCCUUACGGGUGCUGCGUGGUUCUGUGGCGGCCGGUGGUCCUCUACGUCCAUUUCGCCUAGUAAAGCAAGAUAUUGUCAAUCUACGCCGACGAUGGACAUCUGAUUGGACUGUGUUCAAUCAACUUAUUUUCGCCAGUGCUGUCUACGUCUUCUUUACGAAUCUUCUGCCGGGCAUUACGUUCGCUAGUGAUCUCUAUGUGUUGACGGGUAAGACUUGGGGCACUAUCGAGGUGGUGUUUAGUACCGGAUUAUGCGGCAUCAUAUUCUCAGUGUUCUCGAUUCAACCCCUCACCAUUCUCGGCGUCACUGGCCCGUUUUCUGUCUUGGCGGAGAACAUCUACUCGUUGUGUGACGAAGUGUUUCAGAUUCCAUUCCUGCCAUUUAUGGCUUGGUCUUUGAUUCAUUCCGCGUGGAUGCACUAUGUCUUGGCGAUAAUCAAUGCCCACGACUGGACCAUGCGUUAUGUGACGACAUUUGCGACAGAGAUAUUCUCGCUUCUUAACAGCAUCAUUUAUUUCCAUAAAGCCAUCCAAGAGCUUGAGAGAGCCCAUGAAAGUCUCUCCUUUGCCGCCUUUCUCUACGCCGUGAUUGGUGCCGUGGGCACAAUGCUACUUGCCAUCUUCCUUUCUACAGCCGAGAGCUGGAAACCUUUGUUUCAUCGAUAUAUUCGUCUCGGCCUCACGGAAUAUGCUGCCGCUAUAUCCAUCAUAAUAUUCAUUGCUCUACCUCAUGUUGGCGAGCUGGCCCACCUGGACAAAAUGACGCUGGCUGUCAGCGACUCAUUCCGGCCAACCUCCCCGGAACGAGAGAUAUUUUUCGUUGAGUUUUGGAAACUACCAACACAGUGGGUCUUUGCAUCUCUUAUCCCUGGUUUGAUCAUAACUGUCCUAUUCUUCUUCGAUCAUGAAGUUAGUUCGAUUAUCUGCACGAUUGAUCGAUAUGGAACCCGCAAACCAGGCGGGUUUGCUUGGGAUAUCGUCCUACUGGGCACGACUACGGCGCUAUGUGGCAUUCUGGGCAUUCCACCUUCAAAUGGACUCCUCCCCCAGGCACCUCUACAUUCAGAGUCCUUGAUGCACACAGAGAAAGAAGAGAAAAUUAUCAUCGUGGACGGCGAGGAAAAGAUCGAAAGACGCGAUGUGAAACGAGUAUACGAGCAAAGGUGGUCCGCUUUUCUCCAUUCUGGCGCUAUUCUCUUGUUUAUCAGUCCACCUUUCAUGAAAGUCUUGGGCUUGACGCCUACCAGCGUUCUAGCAGGGUUAUUCCUUUUCAUGGGCGAGCAAAGUUUGUCGGUCAAUCCAAUCUUAUAUCGCACCUUCUACCUUCUGACUCCGCCAUCUGAGCUUCCUCCACUUCCUCAGUCCUUGCAGAGAAGCACUCAGCCAAGAUCCACUGAUGACCAAGUGACCCCCACCAACCCGUCGUACCUCCCGAUACAUCUUUACACGAUCCUACAAAUUGUCACCACGGUAAUCAUUUUUAUUGUCACACUCACUCGCGGGGCCCCUGCUUUCCCUGUCCUCAUCAUUGCUCUUGUGCCGUUUCGUCUUCUAGUUAUGAAGCGAUGGUGGCCUCGUGAAGCUCUCCGCUUCGUCGAUGCAUGGGCUUGUCGCGAGGGCACCCCAGAAGACGACGAGGAUGCCCAAUUAAAGAGAAAUGAGCAGACACCUGAAGAGGGGUCGGCUUUGGGUGAAGACGGUGUUCUCGAGAAUAAACUUUCGCCAAAUACCGAAAGAAGGCCCAACUCGAACCGUGCUAGUGGAUUUAGCGUUGAUAUUGGAGACCGGGGGGGUUUGGGGCAUGACUGGCGAGGACGCAGAUCACGAAUGGAUCGGGCUAGAGGACCGAGGCCUUCCUGA
Messenger RNA from Penicillium waksmanii, 2049 nucleotides. RefSeq lists its product as uncharacterized. Bases 1 to 2049 code for a protein of 682 amino acids. NCBI's taxonomy places the organism in Eukaryota, Fungi, Ascomycota, Eurotiomycetes, Eurotiales, Aspergillaceae. Gene Ontology annotation, cellular component: plasma membrane; fungal-type vacuole. Gene Ontology annotation, biological process: monoatomic ion homeostasis; monoatomic anion transport; transmembrane transport. The transcript is spliced from 4 exons. The record is from RefSeq and is a predicted model, not a curated record. Gene Ontology annotation, molecular function: borate efflux transmembrane transporter activity; solute:inorganic anion antiporter activity.